GCCAUGGAGGACAUCAACCACCAACUUCAGCAUCUGUCUGAGAACGGUCUGGGGAAGGGAAGUCUCACUCCAGAUCAGCAGUACAGUAGGAUCUCCACGGCCGAACGUCUGGACGUCUGUGUGUCUGAAGCCAUUUUAGUCAUGGAAUGUGUUCCUGAAGUCCUUGACCUCAAACGGGAAGUGUGGCUGGACAUUGACCGACACGUGCAAGGGGAGACCAGUCUGGCGAGCUCAUCGAGCGCGAUACAGCCCUCGUUACUGUCGUCUGACAUGGAACACCGAGAGAACUUUGUCGUCACUCAUCCUAUAAAUCCUCCAUUCUACAUACCCCUGGUGGAGAUCGUCAGGGCGCCCUGGACGUCAGACAAAACCGUCGACAUGGUUUAUAAACUGAUGGAAGACAUUGGACAAGCACCAGUUGUCCUGCAGAAAGAAAUCUUCAACUUUGUGGCGGCCCGAAUACAAAACGCGUGUCUGCAAGAAGCCUGGUGGCUAAUUAAGGACGGCGUUGCGGACGUUGACGACGUCGAACGAGCAAUGUACGAAGGACUCGGCAUGGACUACGCUUUUAUCGGCCCCCUGGAGAGGCUGCACCUUCUGUCUGGUGGAUUCGAGCGUUACAUGUCACAGACCUCUGAGCUGUACUGCAGCGCACAGGAACCUUUCAGAGAACCGGAACGAAUGGGCGGCCACGCAGCCGAAGUUAUGGAACGCGAACUGGAGUCUUUCGCACGGGUUAGCGAGGUUCCAGACAGACGCCGGUGGAGAGACGAAAGAUUGGCAGAACUGUCCAAACUAAAACGACAGCUCGAUGUUAAAGAGGAAGGAACAUAGACAACGACUUCUUCUGAUCGUCAAUAUGUCAUGAAUGAAGACAGUUAAAAUCAGUCAUCAGGACGACCAUAAUAUAUGAAUAUUAUAAGACUUUUUAAUGCAACAGAAGCGAUAUUUUUGGAUAACAGAAGUGAUAUAUAUAUAUAUAUAUAUAUAUAUAUAUAUA
Gigantopelta aegis is the source of this 1000-nucleotide messenger RNA. Its product is annotated as lambda-crystallin-like. The transcript is spliced from 5 exons. Lineage: Eukaryota; Metazoa; Mollusca; Gastropoda; Neomphalida; Peltospiridae. Gene Ontology annotation, biological process: fatty acid metabolic process. The coding region runs from base 4 to 834 and encodes 276 amino acids. The record is from RefSeq and is a predicted model, not a curated record. Gene Ontology annotation, molecular function: oxidoreductase activity, acting on the CH-OH group of donors, NAD or NADP as acceptor; NAD+ binding.